Molecule: messenger RNA, 1454 nt
Organism: Scutellospora calospora
Lineage: Eukaryota; Fungi; Glomeromycota; Glomeromycetes; Diversisporales; Gigasporaceae
Source: the annotation of a GenBank genome assembly
UUAAAUCAGCACCACCUAAAUCGACUCAAAUUAAACAUGCAUCCCAAACAAUCUCAGUUAAUUCAAUACCAGUUAAAUCGACACCUGUCAACUCUGCACCAAAUGCCACAGUUAAUAAUGAACUACCCAAGGCUACCAAUGUUGAAUCAACACCGGCUUCAGCAACAUCAUCAUUAGUAAUGCCAACAUCAUGUCCUCAACCUGUGAAAAAUUCUGGUGGAACCCCCAAAAGAUUCAUUGUAAAACUUUCUUCUCAAAGCGCAGCAGAUAAACAUCUAUCAAUAUUGAAAAAUUGUUUUAAUAAAACUAUCGAAGAUAAUCCCACAAAAUCGAAUAAAAAUAAUACUAACACCGCAAAAUCGAAUAAAGAUAGAGUUAAAACAAUUAAUAUUGGAAAAUUUAGUGGUUAUAUUGUAUCCAUUGAUCCAGAACAUAUUAAAUAUUUGGCCGGUCUCGAAGGUUUUGAAGAUUACGAAGAAGAUUCUGAGGUUAAACUCACAUAUGACUUUGGAUGUGAUUUUUAUAAUGAACCUACUGAUUUUUCCAGUCUUGAAAUAUACAAUUUAGAUCGUAUUGACCAACCAAACCUACCAUUAGAUGGAUUCUACAAUUUUCCUAUUUCUUCUGGUCAAGGAGUAAAUGUUUAUGUCAUUGACUCUGGAAUCAGAAUUGAUCAUGUUGACUUCAACGGUCGAGCAACAUGGGGAGCUACUUUCUGUAGUGGCAGCAUUACUUGUCCAGACACUGAUGAUCACGGACACGGAACGCAUGUUGCAGGAACUAUUGGAGGAAGUUAUCUUGGAGUUGCAAAGAAUGUAAAUUUAAUAGCAGUUAAAGCUUUUACGUAUCUUGGUACCGGUUACGUUUCUGAUACUAUAACCGCAUUAGAAUACGUGUCAUACGAGCAUGAUAAUAGUGAUAAUAAAAAUACGGUGAUCAACAUGUCUCUUGGUUCACCUAAGUCGGCAAUAGAAAAUUAUGUAAUUGAUCAAAUGACUGAAAAAGGAAUUCAUUGCAUUGUUGCUGCUGGAAACUCUCAUGAUGAUGCUUGCAAAUAUUCACCAGCGUCCGCAUCUACUGCCAUUACAGUUGGUGCUACUUCUUAUAGUGAUGAUUCUGUAACAUCUUUCUCAAAUUAUGGAUCAUGUGUUAGUCUCUUUGCCCCAGGUCUUAACGUUCGUUCCGCAUGGAAUACUGCUCCUAAUGCAGUCAAUGUAAUUAGUGGGACUAGUCAAGCAACGCCUCAUGUUGCUCUAAUUAUUGGACAAAUUGGAAAUAUGCCGCCUAGUGAUAUGAAAGAUCUUAUCACCAGCAUGACUUCAAAUGAUGUAAUUUCAGGUCUGGAUGGUUCAUCCCCAAAUAAAUUAUUACAGGUUCCAUCAUCAUCUAAUUGCGCUUCUAGUAUGUCCUUAAAUAAUUAUACAAGUACUCAACCAGAUCUAGUACCGAUUUAG